AUGUCAUCGUCACACCUGCCGUUUGCCUUGCCCAACACCUCUCAACUUGUUGAUCCGACUCAGAUCCCGUAUCCGGAUCUCCCUCAUGGAUCCGAAGAUCCGUUUCUUAUCCGUAUAGUUGAUCGAUUUCGCUCGAUUCCAUUCCCAAUGUACGUUCUACUCAAGGAGCUAUUGCCUAAGCCUCACGUAAUACGUACAAUGUCGCAUCACCUGAAGAUCAUCUAA
Molecule: messenger RNA, 225 nt
Organism: Protopolystoma xenopodis
Lineage: Eukaryota; Metazoa; Platyhelminthes; Monogenea; Polystomatidea; Polystomatidae
Source: the annotation of a GenBank genome assembly